Messenger RNA from Paramecium pentaurelia, 2414 nucleotides. The record is from the annotation of a GenBank genome assembly. NCBI's taxonomy places the organism in Eukaryota, Ciliophora, Oligohymenophorea, Peniculida, Parameciidae.
UAAUGAUUAAGAAUUACGGAGACAGAUAUCAUCUUAUUGACAAAAAGGCUUUGGAAGAUAAGAAACUAGAUAAAGACUAACUCGUAGAAUUUGUAAAAACAUCAGGAAUAAGUGAAAUAGGAAAAAAUUACAAUAUUGUGUCAAUAAUAGGUAGUCAAAGUACAGGAAAAAGUACAUUGCUUAACUAGCUUUUUGGAACAAAAUUUGAUGUCUAGAAUAGGUAAUAAAGCGUAGGUUAAACAACUGUUGGUAUUUGGAUCUCUAAAGAUGUCUAAAAUAAUGUUGUAGUAUUAGAUGUGGAAGGAUCAGAUUCUGUAGAGAGAAAAUCAGGAGAGAAUGUAAAUGAUUAUAAAUAAUAAUUAGAUGGUUGAAAAUUAAACAGCAUUAAUGGCAUUAGCUAUGUCACAUUGUUUUAUUAUCAAUGUAUUUCUUAAUGCUUUAGGUUAACAUACAAGUUGUUAAUUAUCAAUCAUAAAAAUCAUUAUGCAAUAGAAUUUAAAACUAUUUUAAUAAGAUUCUGUUAAACAUAUUAUAUUUGUUGUAAGAGAUUGGGAUGAAGAUGCUAAUUAUGAAGAGGCUUCUCGUAGAUUGAAUGGUUAUUUAUUGAAUAUAUGGAAUGAGAUUCCUAAAGUAAGAUUUCUAUUAACAAUAAUAGCCUGAUCAAUAUAAAGAGACAGAUUUCCAUGAAUUAUUUAGUGUAUAAGUAGUAACAUUAGUAUACUAUAAAAUGAAAAAAGAAUUUGCUGAUUAAACAAAUGAACUUCAUUCAAAAUUGGCCAAUUAAUAAGAUCCAAAUUUUAUUUUUAAAGAUUAUGAUUAUGAGAAGAAUGUAAGAUGGUCAGAUAUGCCAUAAUAUUUAUCAAAUAUUUGGGAGGUCAUUUCAAAUAAUAAAGAUUUAAAUUUACCAAAUGAGAAAAUAUUGAUUUCAAAUAUGAGAUGUUAAUAAAUAAAAUUAGAAGCAUUAGAAGGUGUAAAAUAAUUAAAUGAAGUAUAAUAAUAAUAAUUUAAAAUAUAGGAUUUAAAUAAUAGAGUAAGAACUAAAUUUGUAGAUAAUUUUGCUAAUGAAUGUUAAACUAUUAUGAAUAUAGCUACAAAAAUAUAUGACAAAGAUGCUAGAGAUUAUCAUAUUGAAGUAUACAAAGAAAAAGAAAAAGAAUUAAAAGAUGAAUUAAUUAAUAGAUUCUAUACUUAUUUCUAAAAAUAGAUUGAAUAACUUAAACAAUAUUAUAUGAAUAUGUUAUCAGAGAAUCUUGAGACAUUAAAAAGAGAAAGUAUAUAUUUUAAUGAUUGAGAUUAGGUAUCUAUAAUUUACCUGAUAAGUUAAAUGAAUUGGAUAUGUUAAAAUUACAAUUUGAAGAAUAAUUAUCAAAAUCUGUAAUAGAAAAAGGAUUGUGGUAAGAAGAAGAUCAUAUUAAAUAUUUUAAAUAAUAAUUUGAUAAUCAUUUAAAAGCAUUUGUUGAAGCUUAAUUAGCAACUUUUAAAUAAUAAUUAGAUAAUAUAAUUAAAUCAGAAUGUGAUAAAAUAGUAAGUUCAUAAGUCCUUAAUAUUUCACCCAAAUUUUGGUCGCAAAUUGAAACUGAUUAUUACAGUAUGAUCUUUGAUAAAUAUUAAAAAUAUGAAGUAUUGUUAAUAGGAUUGAGAGUUUAAUAAAAAUAGAUUGAAGAUUAUUUAAAUAAAUUUGAAGAAGAUUGUUUUCAUAAUCUUAAAUAAGUAAUUGCUGUUGCAAGUGGUAGAUUUAAAGAUUAAUUAUUCUAAUAAUUUAAAGCUUAGUUUGUUAGAGCAUCUGAUGGACAACCAAGAAAUUGGUAAAAAUUAACAGAAGAGGAAAUCUUCCAUUUCUAUACAGAUGCUAGAGAUAAAGUAUUCUCAUUGUUGGAUUUAUUGAGAAUUAGAAAAAUUAAAUUCAUUAAAUAAUCAGCUAAUAUUAAAUAAAAAGCAAAAACUCUUAUUAUUACUUCAACUUAAAAAGUUUAAUAUGAAAUGUCUUCAGAUGCUGAUUCUGAUGAUGUUGUUCUUAAUGAUGUUUUUUAUACAUAAGUGAAAAUGUAAUUAGCAGAAGAUAUUGAUGUCUAAUAUUAAGAUGCAAUUCAAAAACAUGUAAAAUUAAAUAUGAACUAAUUUCUUAGAAACAAGAUUUCCUAUAAAAUAUUCCAAAGCCAUUUUGGUUCUUAUUGUUAUUCUUUAUGUAUGAUGAUGUCUUAAGAUGGAUGGGAAAUCCAUUAUUAUUGUAUCCAAUUUUGAUAAUCUUAUGUUUUAUAGGAUUUUGUAUUGCUAUAGGUAAAAUAUUGAUUAUAACUAUUAUUAGGUCUCCAUAGUUUACCUAAAUUAGCAUUUUAAUGGGUCUUUAAAACCUUGAAUCAAGCUGUUAUUCCCCUAAUAUUUGGAGGUAUUUCAAAAUUAAAAGGAAGUUGAAU